This is a messenger RNA of Anopheles stephensi (Asian malaria mosquito), 2668 nucleotides long. Its product is annotated as 25S rRNA (cytosine-C(5))-methyltransferase nop2. Gene Ontology annotation, biological process: maturation of LSU-rRNA; rRNA base methylation. NCBI's taxonomy places the organism in Eukaryota, Metazoa, Arthropoda, Insecta, Diptera, Culicidae. The record is from RefSeq and is a predicted model, not a curated record. The coding region runs from base 139 to 2556 and encodes 805 amino acids. The transcript is spliced from 2 exons. Gene Ontology annotation, molecular function: rRNA (cytosine-C5-)-methyltransferase activity; RNA binding. Gene Ontology annotation, cellular component: nucleolus.
GUGCCGACUGAAGUGUCAAAUAGCCGCAAACCUCGUGUUGAACAAACAUCGUGCACGUUUUUAAUGUACCUUUAACUUAGUUCAUCCACUCACCGUGUUUGCCUUGUGAAUUUUUAGACUUCCGUAACAAUUUAGAGGAUGGGCCGUAAAGUAAAUCUCGAGAGGCCAAAGAAAGGGCCGGGCCGAAAAGCCCGCAAACAAGCAGAACCGGUGUUCCAGUUCAGCAAGGAGGAAAGUGAGGAGAACAAGAAACUGUCUCGCCAUCAAAAACAACGGCUCAAGAAGCGCGAGAUUACAAAACAAAAGCUGAAAGAGGAGCAAAAGAAGAAGAAAUCGGUACAGAAAGCGACGAAAGCUGUCGUCAACAAUACGUUCGAUCCGGCCGAAAUAUUCAACGUAGAGAAAAGCCGUCAGAAGUAUCAACAGCUAGGUCAGAAGGGCAAACCCCAGUCCGUCGCGUCCAAUGGCCAUCAGAAUGGAGGUGAGAAGGGCCGCAACCUGUUCGAUAGUGACAACGAAAUGGACGAAGAUGAGCGACCGGUAGUGAAAGGUAAAGUACCGGUAAAGAAAAGCCAGAUGAAAAAGUUUCUGCAACAAGCUGAAUCUGACGAGGAGAGCGAUUCGGACGAGGACGAGGAGGAUGUAGACAGCGAUGUGGAAGAGGAGGAGGAUGGGGAGGAUGCAGAGAGCGUCGAUGGCGAAGAAGAUGAUUAUGAGGAUAAAGAGGAGCUGGGUGAGGAAGAGGAAGAUGGCGAGGAGGACGACGGCGACGAGAGUGACGAGGACGAGGACGAGGACGAGGACGAUGAGGAAAUGGAGGAAGAUGAUGAUAUGCUUCCGAUCGAAGCGGCGAACAAGAAGCUUAAGAAACGGAUGGCCCAGGAACAGAAGGAAGCUGAUGAGGAAAUGGCAGAAGCUGCUGUGAAUCGCGAACGCUUUGUGUUCCCAACUGAUGAAGAGCUUGCCCAAACGACCAACCUUCAGGAUGUGCACAUUCGCAUCAAAGAUGUGAUCGGAGUGCUGUCCGAUUUCUCGGCGAACCGCGAUCCAGAACGCUCUCGCUGCGAGUACAUCGACCUUUUGCGCAAGGAUCUGUGCUUGUACUACUCUUACAACGAUUAUUUCAUGGGCUUGCUCAUGGACAUCUUUUCACCCAACGAGCUGCUCGAGUUUCUCGAAGCGUCGGAAUUACAGCGCCCCGUCACAAUCCGUACAAACAGCCUGAAGACUCGUCGCCGUGAUUUGGCGCAAUCGCUGAUCAAUCGUGGCAUCAAUCUUGACCCCAUCGGAAAGUGGUCGAAGGAAGGUCUGGUCGUGUACUCGUCACAGGUUCCGCUGGGCGCUACGCCAGAGUAUCUCGCCGGACACUACAUGCUGCAGGGCGGCUCCAGCCUGCUGCCCGUGAUGGCACUAGCUCCGGAAGAAAACGAACGCAUACUGGAUAUGUGUGCUGCGCCGGGUGGCAAAAGUUCCCACAUUGCCGCAUUGAUGAAGAACACGGGCUGUCUGUUCGUGAACGAUGCGAACAAGGAGCGUUUACAGGCGGUGCUGGGAAACUUCCAUCGUCUGGGCAUACAGAACGCGAUCAUCACGUGCGUGGACGGUAUCAAGUACGCCGACAUCAUGAAGGGUUUCGACCGCGUUCUGCUUGAUGCGCCCUGCACCGGGUCCGGCGUCAUAUCGAAGGAUCCGAGCGUGAAAGCGACCAAAACCGACAUUGACGUGCAACGGUGCUACAAUCUGCAGCGACGUCUGCUGCUCACCGCAAUCGACUGUCUGUCGUCCACCUCGUCCACCGGUGGGUAUUUGGUUUACUCGACCUGUUCCAUCCUACCGCAGGAAAACGAAUGGGUUAUCGAUUUUGCGCUGAAAAGACGCAACGUGCGCCUCGUGCCGACCGGGCUCGAUUUCGGUGUCGAGGGUAUGACGCGCUACGGUGCCCACCGGUUUCAUCCGAUGAUGAAGCUGACCCGCCGAUUCUACCCCCACACGCACAACCUGGACGGAUUCUUCGUGGCGAAGCUGCAGAAAUUCUCCGAUGCCAUUCCCAAGAGCGUGUCUGGCGAACCGGUGGAGGACGAGGUGCAGGACGAGCAGGAAGAGGAAAUGAAACUCCCGAAAAAGAUUGACAAGCGCGACUGGUACUACAAGGACAUUCUCGAGGAGCGUAAGGCACAGCGGGAGGAUACGAACCAUGUCGUGAAAGUGUUCCAGAAGCCAACCAACGUCAAGAAGGGAACUAAAAAGAGCAAACCACCACAAACGGAUGCAUCAAGCGCGAAAGCGGAGGAUACACCUGUAAGUGGCGAUUCGAAACAGCAGCCUUCGGUGAACGGCGGCAAGCAACAGCGACCAGUGCCGGCGAAGAAGACGGAGGUCCGAGAAGCGGAGGAAGCGAUACGUUUGAAAAAGAAACUACAGCAAGCGCAAGGACAGAACGGGAAAAAGUUUGGUCCGGGACAAAGUAAAACCAACGGCACGAAGAAGGUGGCGGCCGGUGGAGUUCAACAGGGCGGAUUAAAGAAGAAGGUGGGGAAGGUAAGAAAGGGAAAGUAAGCAGCAAAAAAAUGUAUCUAACAAAUAAUUAGAUUAUAUUACUACUUGGUUUAUCAUCCGGUGUAUUCCUUUUUGGUAGGAAUAAAAUAAAAGUAAUACCUUCAACAACCGA